UUGCGCUGAGCAAGGAGACGUGUGUUUAGGACUGAAGGGAGAUGGCGGCGGGGGAGGUUGAACAGGGCACCGCAGAGCCGGGGCUGCUGGCACCCGGGGUCGGACCCGACUGGGAGUCUGCCCUCUUUGAUGAGCUCAGUGACCUGGUUGACACAGAUGAAAUACAGCUGGAUGUGGAUAAUGAGAUUUAUGAAAACAGUCUUUAUAACCUCGACUUUGAUUUGGACUUGAUGUCUUGGGAUUCAGGCCCUUGGGAUGUGACAAGCCAUACUUGUAUAGAUGAAAACUUGAAGGAAGAGCCUCAGUCGCCAGCCACUUCAAUUUGUUCAGUCCCUUCACCAUUAUCAGACUCUUCAGUGCAGCAUGUACCUGAAGACUUGGACUUCAGCACCAGCUCCGAGAUGUCUCCUCUCUCUCUGUACAGCAAGAGAUCUGGAAGUCAGAAAGAUAAAAAGCUCACUUCCAGUGCUGCACACCAGUCUGCAAACAGCUCUGUGGGGACACCAAAAAGAUCUAGUCAGACAACAUCCAAACCUUCAAUUCAACCCAAGCCUCUCUUGCUGCCUGCAGUACCUGAAGCUCAGGCCAGCCUUGGCAUUCAGGCUAAAGCCAUCAUUAUUCAGGCUCUUCCAGCGCUUUUGCCACUGACAAAGCAGCAGCCAGUUGUUAGUAUCCAACCGGCCCCUCCUAAAGGUCAGCCACUGGUGCUUUCUCAGUCCACUAUGGUGCAGCUCCAGACUCCUGGAGUUCAUCCUGCAUCCCAGCCGGUCAUUGCUGUCACUGGAGGGACCAUGCAGCUGUCCAGUCACACUGUGAAUGUACUGGCACCAGCUACAGGAAGCAGUUCAGUGAGUGGAAAAAUAGCACUGGCUAAACCCCUCCUCCAAGCCACUACACAAACUACAGGCAUGGAUAUUAACAUCCUGAGAAGACAGCAACGCAUGAUCAAAAACCGGGAGUCAGCCUGCCAGUCUCGCAGGAAGAAGAAGGAAUACAUGUUGGGGCUGGAGGCCAGACUGAAGGUUGCCUUACUGGAGAAUGAGCAGCUCAAGAGAGAGAAUGGCUCACUGAAGAGGCAGCUGGAGGAAUUGGUGUUAGAGAACCAGAAUCGUAAAAUCCCCUCUCCAAAGAGAAGAGCUGUGUGUGUGAUGGUGAUAUUGGCCUUUGUAAUGUUGAACUAUGGCCCACUCAGUGUAUUUGAAAGGGAUCCCAGUGGAGCUGAACCCAGCGUGAGCCUUGCCCACCGCAGCAGAAAUCUGCUGGAGUUCUCAGCCAGCCAGAAGCUCAACACAGCUCAACAAAUGCCUAACAUCAUCUCCCAGAAUAAGGAGAGGUAUGAACGUUCUGUUUCUGAUAACAAAGCCUUAAUGGUAGUAACAGAAGACCCACUAUUGUAUAUUUCUCCACUACCCUGUCAGCCACUGAUCAACCGGACUGAGUCUCUCAGAUUAAAUCAUGAACUUCGAGGGUGGGUUCAUAGGCAUGAAGUGGAAAGGACAAGGUCUAGAAGAAUGUCAAAUAACCAGCAGCAGAAAACACGAGUUGUCCAGAGCUCUACAGGGGAGAAUGCAGAUUCUCAGCUGAUGGCCAUGCCAAACACAGACCCCAGCAUCAGCAGGAACUCAGGGAAUGAGCUGCAGGUGUAUUAUGCCUCUCUGAGAAAUUACCAAGACUUCUUUGAAGCUAUUCACAGAAGGGGGGAUACAUUCUACGUGGUAUCUUUUCGUAGGGAUCACUUGUUGUUGCCUGCCACCACCCAUAAUAAGACCAGACGGCCCAAGAUGUCUAUCGUGUUGCCAGCAAUAAACAUCAGUGAGAAUGUGAUAAAUGGGCAGGACUACGAGGUGAUGAUGCAGAUAGACUGUGAAGUGAUGGACACCAGGAUUCUGCAUAUCAAAAGCUCCUCCAUACCCUGGUACCUUCGACAACAGCAAGGGAAUCAGACCAACCCCUUCUAUAGCGCUGCUCCCACCGUCCCCGAGACAGCCCACCCCAUGAGAGCAAUCGUGGAAUCACUGCAGUAG
This is a messenger RNA of Emys orbicularis (European pond turtle), 2024 nucleotides long. RefSeq names its product activating transcription factor 6 (gene ATF6). Gene Ontology annotation, biological process: endoplasmic reticulum unfolded protein response; regulation of transcription by RNA polymerase II. NCBI's taxonomy places the organism in Eukaryota, Metazoa, Chordata, Testudines, Emydidae. Bases 42 to 2024 code for a protein of 660 amino acids. The record is from RefSeq and is a predicted model, not a curated record. Gene Ontology annotation, molecular function: DNA-binding transcription factor activity, RNA polymerase II-specific; RNA polymerase II cis-regulatory region sequence-specific DNA binding. The transcript is spliced from 17 exons. Gene Ontology annotation, cellular component: nucleus.